AGUUCAGCAAAUGUAUGCAAAUGUAUGUGUAAUAUAAAUUUAUCCUUGUGUACUUGUAAAUAAAUAUCAAGACAAGUAACACGUAACAUAUUUGCUUAAUUAGAAUGCCAAUGUAUUAAUUACAUAUAAUAAAUUUUUGGAAUAUAAUUGUAUAAAUGUUAUUGGUAAAUAUAGCUUCUAAUAAUUAAAACAUGGAUAAAGAUUGCAGCUAUAACAACAUUCUUUUGUAAAUUUGUUGUUAUCCAAUUUUACAAUUAUCCAUGUUAACAUAAAUUACGAUACUGUUUGUAAUCGACAUUGAAUAUGACGUGGAAUCCUUUAAAGAAGAACCACUUGACACAAAGACCAACUUCUGCAUCUCCGCUCUUGUCCCAUUCGGAAGAUAAAGAAUUAGAUCAUGUUGUUCAAAGACUCAUCUAUGUCGAAAGUGCAAUAAGAAAAUUAACCAAAGAGAUGAAGAAAUAUAUAGGGGCUUUGGAAAAUUUGGAUAAAGCUGAUCAACGAUUAAAUAUGAACCUAAUCAGUUGUGGAUUGGCACAGAAUAAUGAUGAAUAUAGAAGAAUAGUGGAAGAGUAUUCUUCUGUUGCCACACAAGUAGGGAAGAACAUUCAAGACGUGACUAGCUUAUGUCAUAAAACGUUCAUAGAUCCUUUGAAAAAAUUAAGAAAUGAAUUUGCUUCUAUCGCUACUGCAAUAACAAAGCGCGAGGAGUUAGUGACUGCAUGGAAAUACUCGUACAAUCGUGUAAAGAAGUUGCAAGAGAAGAAAGACAGAACUGCAAGUCAUAUCGCGAAAUUAGAGAGAGAACGGAGAGCAGAGGAAGCAGCUGCUAAAGAAUUGAAGAUUAUACACUCUCAGUUACUCACAGAAUUACCAGCGUUUCUGGAAAAAAGACUGGAAUACAUUAAUCCAAGCAUUCAUGCUGUGAUCAUGAUACAAUUAAAUUAUUAUGGGCAUGCAACACAAUUAUAUACACAAUUGAUGCCGGCUCAAUUUUCUGAAUUCACAUCAAGCACAAUAGUACCUGAAGAAGAAUAUCAACGAACUAUAAGCGAAGAACUAAAUAGAUUAAAAGCACUAACUAUAGUAAAAGACCACAAAUAACGUAAUAUAAAGCGUAUAUUUGAAAAAUAAUUUUCAGAUAAAAAUAUAUAUUCGUUAAAAGCCUUUGUUGAAAAUAACAAUACCAAAUA
Messenger RNA from Linepithema humile (Argentine ant), 1193 nucleotides. RefSeq names its product bridging integrator 3 homolog. The record is from RefSeq and is a predicted model, not a curated record. Gene Ontology annotation, biological process: plasma membrane tubulation; endocytosis; actin cortical patch localization. Gene Ontology annotation, cellular component: actin cortical patch; cytoplasm. Gene Ontology annotation, molecular function: protein binding; lipid binding. NCBI's taxonomy places the organism in Eukaryota, Metazoa, Arthropoda, Insecta, Hymenoptera, Formicidae.